AUGAUUCUAUCACAGACAGCAGUCAAAGGCAUCUGGGACUUAAUAUUCAAAAGUUUAAUUCAUGAUGGCCCUCGAUAUGAUGACGCUAUUAUUAUUGGAGGCAAUAUUAGUGGAAUGGUAACUGCUGCUUACUUAACACAAUAUUUCUCUCGAAUCACAAGUAUUGAAUCAGAUGAUAUAUUAAAUGAUAAAUUAAUACAAUCUACACCCGAACAAUUAUUAAAUUAUCGUUGUCGUCUUGAUAGCCCAGCAUCAGUAGGACGAUCAGGUGUUCCGCAAAUGUAUCAAAUACAUCUAAUGGCAAUUGGUGGACGAAUUAUAUUGCGUGAAUUAUUUCCUCAGCUUGAUCAAAAAUUGCUGAAUGAAUACCAUGUUCUUUCUUAUUCGUUGGAAAAUGAGUUAAGACUUGUUUUUAACAAUGUAUUACUACAUCCAAAUUUAACAGAAGACUUUAAAUGGCUAGGUAUUGAUCAUUUUACAUUAGAAAUAGCAAUACGAAAAAAAUUAUGUUUACAAUAUGGACAUAAAAUUCAAUGGAUUUGUAAUUCAAAAGUGAAACAACUCAUUGAUGAUCAAUCAUCAAAUACUGUGAAGGGUGUGAAAUAUCGUUCUACACGUGACAGUCGUGCAUCAACAGUCGACCUGCAUAGCGAUUUCAUUAUUGAUUGUAGAGGUUCACAUUCAUCAUCAAUAAAAUGGUUAAAAGAAGAUUUGAAUUUAAUUAUUCCAACUGAACAAAUAUAUUUUGGUUGUGUUUAUCUCACAUUCGUUGGCGAAAGAUUGGAGACUGGCAAUUCAUUGUUCGAUUGA
Adineta ricciae is the source of this 810-nucleotide messenger RNA. Lineage: Eukaryota; Metazoa; Rotifera; Eurotatoria; Adinetida; Adinetidae. The record is from the annotation of a GenBank genome assembly.